AACAUAUAAAAAUACAUACAAAUAUAAAUAGUUAAAUAAUACUACAUAUUGAAUAAUCCAUACUAUACUGUAGGGGAUUUGUAUUUGACGCGUAGGAUCUGGCAACCCUGUAACUGCCCCAUGUGUUGUUAGCGCAUCGCUAGCCUAAAUGCUAUUACUGAUGCGUGUGUCAAAAGUCUGAGCUGGUCAUCUGACAGAAUAAAAAACACAUACAUUAAUUAACGUCUGUAUCGUUUGCCAUUGAUAAAAAUGUCAGCGAUCUCAAUGCCAGAAACUAUUAGAGUUUUGCUGCUGGAUAUUGAAGGAACCACGACGCCCAUUACGUUUGUCAAGGACAUUUUAUUUCCAUACAUAAGAGAGAAUCUCGAGGAAUAUCUGUCUGCACAUUGGGAAGAAGAUGAAUGCAAACAAGAUGUUCAUCUGCUCAAAAAACAGGCUGAAGAAGACUUGCGGCUAAAUAAAGCUGGUCCAAUUCAUACAGUUGACCAGACGGUACACACAGAUGAGGAGAAGGCAAUCCGUGAGGUUGUGGAUAACGUCCUCUGGCAGAUGGCUGCAGACAGGAAAACCACUGCUCUCAAACAACUGCAAGGCCACAUGUGGAGAGCAGCAUAUAUCACUGGGAAAAUCAAAGGCGAGGUGUACCCAGACGUGGUACCAGCCAUCAGGCGAUGGCGACAUCAUGGUCUGAAGAUCUUCAUAUACUCCUCAGGAAGUGUGGAGGCACAGAAGCUACUCUUUGGCUAUUCUGAUGAAGGAGAUCUAUUAGAUCUGUUUGAUGGGCAUUUUGACACCAACAUUGGUACCAAAGUUGAAAGUAAAAGCUAUGAGAAUAUUGCAGAGAAGAUUGGCUGCCAACCAGACGAAAUUCUGUUCUUAACUGAUGUCACACGAGAGGCAAAGGCUGCGGAGGAUGCCGGGGUGAAUGUGGCAGUAGUAGUACGGCCUGGCAACAUGGAGUUAACUGAAGAGGAAAGAAAAAAUUAUAGAAUCAUUACAUCUUUCAGCCAGUUGGAACUGAAUGGAAAUGUUUGACAGCAAAGUUACUUUGGAUUUUUGGUGAAUGCUCAAUUAACAUGGAAAAUGUGCUAUUCUGCGGACUGAACUCGGUGCUUGUUGUUUUUACACAGAAACUCAUCUUUGAAUUAAAUACAUCUACUUUUUCAUCAAGCGUUUUAUAUGCAGCAUUAAUAUGUAGCAUAUGACAAUUAAGUCAGGAUAGUUUGUCUUUACCCACCUUAAAUUUUUUUAGUACAUUGUUAGUAUUGUAAAUGUACCUUUCCUAGACAAAUGUAUUGUCAUUUAUUAAAUGGUGUAAAAUUUUAUUCCAAAUUGACAUGUUUAGCUAAUAACAUUUAGACAUCGGCACAGGAACAGUGAAAUAAUUUUUAUUUGGUCAUGUUUGUGUAUUUCUCUACUAAAACAAACAACCAAUGUCAGAGAUUUAUUGCACAUCAUGCAGUUUGUAAAAAAUGUUGCAUAUAGCUAGUUUCAAAUUUUGCAAGAGAGUAUACAUGAAUAUAAACUCCUCAUUUGUUCAUAUUUAAGAA
This is a messenger RNA of Misgurnus anguillicaudatus (oriental weatherfish), 1550 nucleotides long. It is a transcript of the gene enoph1, whose product is annotated as enolase-phosphatase 1. Gene Ontology annotation, molecular function: magnesium ion binding; acireductone synthase activity. The record is from RefSeq and is a predicted model, not a curated record. Lineage: Eukaryota; Metazoa; Chordata; Actinopteri; Cypriniformes; Cobitidae.